AUGGCGCCUCGCUCUAAACGUCAAAAAGCUACUUCAAAUAAGACACGUCAAAGUGGAUCAUUCACUAAAUCAGAUAGCAGUAUAGAAAACAGGCUGCAAGAUGUUGCGACAAACGAAGUUACUUUCAUCGAUGAACAAGAAGACUGGGAGUUACUUGGAUUGACAAGAGGCGAUCUUUAUCGAAUUAAUACUGCAGUUAUCCCAUCCCCAGGAACUGACUCAAAUACUCUUGAACGUACAAGGGUGGAUGGAGCUGAUGAUUAUCUGAAUGAUCAUCGCUAUCAUGGUAAUUCGCGUACUACCAACUGGCGGAAACGUAAGGAAAACGAGAAGGCCACUUCAAAUAUGCCAGACCAAGAAGUCACUGAUCAACAAAAGCUACAGCUAGCGUAUGACAAACUUAAGACGGAGACCAACCCUGAUAUCUCAAGCACAUCCGAGUUCAAUAUGAGACUUGCUUUCGAAACCGCUAGACUGAACUCGGUCAAGUUCUACUUACAGUUUCGAAUCUAA
Molecule: messenger RNA, 513 nt
Organism: Zychaea mexicana
Lineage: Eukaryota; Fungi; Mucoromycota; Mucoromycetes; Mucorales; Lichtheimiaceae
Exons: 2
Coding region: 1-513 (170 amino acids)
Source: RefSeq, a predicted model, not a curated record